AUGGCACAGAAUUUGCAAAAGAAGCCGUCAAAGGGUAUCUUAAAAACAUCUCGUAGCGUAGAUGGGCAGGAUGGAAUGCCUUCUACAAGUAAACGACCGAAGGAGCAGAGAUUCGAUGAAAUGAAUAUAAUGGAAACAUUUCAUCCUCCAAAUAAGGAUUAUGGCCAUAUGAAAGUGGAUGAACCUAAAACUCCAUACUCAGAAGCCAUGGAUAGCGAUAUGGAAACUCAUGACGAAUUGGAUGCUAAUAUUUUGGCAGCUAAGUUAGCGGCAAGUAUGAAUAAACCACCUAAAUGUGUAGAAAUGAGCGAUAAUGAAGAAGACGAGCCAGAGGAUGUACGACAGCGAAGAUUAGAAUUCGAAAAGAAGAGAAAAACGCACUACAACGAGUUCCAGGCAUUACAGCUGGCAAGACAGUUAUUGGCACAAGAAGAAGAAGAUGAUGCGGAGAGAGAUCAGGCUACAAGCACCUGA
Molecule: messenger RNA, 474 nt
Organism: Pieris macdunnoughi
Lineage: Eukaryota; Metazoa; Arthropoda; Insecta; Lepidoptera; Pieridae
Source: the annotation of a GenBank genome assembly